AGCGCGAGGGGCAGCGGUGCGGCGUCCAGGGGGCGGCCGCAGCCCCGCCCCGCCCCGCCGCGUCCUGCCCCGUAGUCCCGCAGCGUCCUACCCGCGCGCUAUUCACCGCCUCUCGGGGUCCAGGCGCUCGCUGGUUCUCCGCGCGCAGCUAUGGCUCAGCACUUCUCCCUGGCCGCCUGCGACGUGGUCGGCUUCGACUUGGACCACACUCUGUGUCGCUACAACCUGCCUGAGAGCGCCCGGCUCAUUUAUAAUAGCUUUGCUCAGUUCCUGGUCAAGGAGAAAGGGUAUGACAAGGAAUUGCUCACUGUGACUCCAGAGGAUUGGGAUUUCUGUUGCAAGGGCUUGGCAUUGGAUCUGGAAGACGGCAACUUCAUUAAACUUGCAGAUAAUGGCACCGUGCUCAGGGCAAGCCACGGCACAAAGAUGCUGGCUCCAGAGGUGCUGGCGGAGGAGUACGGCAGGAAGGGGUGGAAGCACUUCACGCCAGACCCGGGAAUGGCCUGCCGCUCAGGAAAAUAUUAUUUUUAUGAUAACUACUUUGACCUGCCUGGAGCUCUUCUGUGUGCCAGAGUGGUGGACUCUUUAACAAAGCAGAGCAAUGGUCAAAAACCAUUUGAUUUUUGGAAGGACAUAGUUGCUGGUAUACAACAUAAUUAUAAAAUGUCAGCUUUUAAAGAAAACUGUGGAAUAUAUUUUCCAGAAAUAAAAAGAGAUCCAGGCAGGUAUUUACACACUUGUCCGGAAUCUGUUAAAAAGUGGCUUCGACAGCUAAAAAAUGCUGGGAAAAUUCUUAUGUUAAUUACCAGUUCUCACAGUGAUUACUGUAGACUCCUCUGUGAAUAUAUCCUUGGGAAUGAUUUUGAAUAUCUUUUUGACAUUGUGAUUACAAAUGCAUUGAAGCCUGGUUUCUUCUCCCAUUUACCAAGUCAGAGGCCUUUCCGGACACUUGAGAAUGACGAGGAGCAGGAGGCCCUGCCAUCUCUGGAUAAACCUGGCUGGUACUCCCAAGGGAAUGCGGUCCACCUUUAUGAACUUCUGAAGAAAAUGACUGGCAAACCUGAACCCAAGGUUGUUUACUUUGGUGACAGCAUGCAUUCAGAUAUUUUCCCAGCCUGUCAUUAUAGUAAUUGGGAGACAGUCCUCAUCCUGGAAGAGCUCAGAGGGGACAGAGACGGGAAGCCUGAGGACUCAGAGCCUCUAGAGAAGAAAGGAAAAUAUGAGGGACCAAAGGCAAAGCCUCUAAAUAGAUUAUCUAAAAAAUGGGGCUCCUUUUUUAUUGAUUCAGUUUCCGGACUGGAAAAUACAGAAGAUUCCUUGGUUUAUACAUGGUCUUGUAAGAGAAUCAGUGCUUACAGCACUAUUGCAAUUCCAAGUAUUGAAGCAAUAGCAGAAUUACCCCUGGACUACAAAUUUACAAGUUUCUCUUCAAACAAUUCAAAAACAGCAGGCUAUUAUCCAAACCCUCCAUUGGUCUUAUCAAAUGAUGGGAAACUGACAACCAAAUAAACUUAUGUUUACUGAAAAAUGAAGUGAAGAACCAUAUAUACAGCAAAUGUACUGUAAAAAUGUUACUUUUCAAAGACUACUGUAAAAUGCUUUAUAGAAACAAAUUCUUAAUUAAGUGACCAAGAAAUUGGUAUGUUUUUCCAUAAGUCUCCUUUCUGUAGAGAUCAUCUUGAUACCCAACAACUCUCAUUGUGUUAAAAUCUCAAUAUCUUAGAACUGAAAAGAAUCUUAUUAUUACAGGCCCCAUCCCAGACAUACAGAAUCAGAAACUCUGGGAAUGGGACCCAGCAAUCUGUGCUUAAUUACAGUGUGGUUCACACUAAAGUUUAAGAACCAUUGACUAGACCAUAACCUCCAGACAUUGGUUUAAUUGGUCUGGGGAUACAGAUGAGCAUUGAUGUCUUUAAUAUGUCCCAGGAAAAUGCAGCCAGAAUUGAGAAUAACUGAUCUACACCUGUUGUUUCAACUUACAGUUCAGAACACCAAGUCUAGUAAGAUUAAAUUAUUUUAACUAUGCUAUUUUUGUGGUUACCAAAGCAAGGAAGUAGACAUGAUGUCUUCUGAGACCACACAGCCAUAAUGGGACAGGGAUGAUAGAGAAGCCAACUAUUUCAGCCUCCAAUGUUACCCAUUAGGGUUUUUUUCCUCCCUAAUAAUGUUAAAGGCUGUUUACUUCACUCUAAGGCAUGUAUUCUCAGUGGGGCAAAAAUUGGUUCUUGGGGUGAAAAAAAUCUUAGUAUAAUGCAAUGGAUUAUGGUCCUCCAUAUCUCAACCCUACUCAAUAAAAUCUUAUUCCUUAGUAUUAAUUUCUCUCAUUAGGGAGAAAUGUAAUUUAAAGUUAAAUUUAUUAAUUAAAUAUUUUUCUCCUAGGGCAGGGAGGGGUGAUAAUGAAAAGAGAGGUUGAGAAAAAAUUGCUUUAAGAGGUUUUAUAGUUAUACUACAAUCCAGGAUUAUUGUGUUCGAUGUGCUAACGUAUAGUCAUAUUAGUAGCUGUUUGUUACAAGAUGUUUGGACCCAGAUAAUGUUUACAAUAUAAAUUCUUGGCUACUCUUUAUGCUGUAAUUUUACCCUCUCCAUCAUGGACAUAACAGAAAACACUGGUCACCAUCAUUUUACUUGGACUGUAGCAGAGAAUUUAACAUAUUGAUGGAUGCAAUGAAAAGUAUUUUGUUAAAUUUUUAAGUGUUCAAAUAAUCCCAAAUAUAUUGUGGGGAUGAGUAUCUCAGGGUAGGUCAACAGUUACUGACUUUUUUUCCUCAAAGUCAGUAGCUUUCUUCAGUAUCUACUAAUAAAUGUGAUUGUCUUUGAAAUUGAAUUCCAAAAUCUUAUUGGAAUAUAAUAAAGAGCAUACAUAAUCAAGCUUAGGGCUUAAGUGAAAGAUGCUGUUUCAUGUAUACUUUCAGUAGACAUUUGAUUUCUUUUAAAAAUAAAGCUGUUUUUCCUUA
Molecule: messenger RNA, 2954 nt
Organism: Mesoplodon densirostris (Blainville's beaked whale)
Lineage: Eukaryota; Metazoa; Chordata; Mammalia; Artiodactyla; Ziphiidae
Gene: NT5DC1
Product: 5'-nucleotidase domain containing 1
Exons: 12
Coding region: 151-1509 (452 amino acids)
Molecular function (GO): 5'-nucleotidase activity
Source: RefSeq, a predicted model, not a curated record